Molecule: messenger RNA, 6002 nt
Organism: Pan troglodytes (chimpanzee)
Lineage: Eukaryota; Metazoa; Chordata; Mammalia; Primates; Hominidae
Gene: ERAP2
Product: endoplasmic reticulum aminopeptidase 2
Exons: 19
Coding region: 1002-3884 (960 amino acids)
Biological process (GO): proteolysis; peptide catabolic process
Cellular component (GO): membrane; cytoplasm
Molecular function (GO): peptide binding; metalloaminopeptidase activity; zinc ion binding
Source: RefSeq, a predicted model, not a curated record
GGCUGGAAGCAUAUAAAGCAAAGGGUGCUUAUCUGGGGAAAGAAAACACUAUUUGAGUUGUCAGGGUUCUGGUUCAGGUUAGGGUUAGACAUCCACGUACUGUCGGUCCAUCAGGCUGUUGGAAUUACAGCAGCAGAACCCUUGAAGGAGGGAUCACAAUGGGAGCAAUGUGGGAUGAAUGGGGAUAAAUGCUAAAUCUGGGUACUGGAAAGGAUAAAGAGAGGGCACAGCAAAGGCCAGAGGUUUCAUCUUUGUGGAAGGCCUAUAUUCAGAGCAGAGAGGAAGUUGAAGCCCACUCAAACAGGCAGAUAAAGAGAGAUCAAAGAGAUGAGCGUGAGAUACAGUCCCCUCGUGCCCAAGGAGACAGGGUGGUUACAGACAUGGAAAAGCUGAGAAUAAUCACCUCUGAUAAAGAUCACAGAAGCUGCCCGGGAGGUGUUUGGUAAGCUCGGAGUUACGUUUGUGGGGUGGAUGGGCAGAAGUCAGAUUUCAUAGCACUGAGGAUGCAGCACAAGGAGAAGUUCAAGAUCAAUUCCUAAGACAACAACUUGGCACUAAAAAACAUAAACUAUGUUCUGAAGGCUUUACCCUGGGGACAAGGGAACGGAGGUGAUAACAGCAGAAGUGGCAGCCACUGGCUAUCCUUUCUUUCCAUGGUUUGGCUUCUACUCCAAAGCCACUUAUUUGUGCAUUCUACAAAAAGUUUCUUGUCCUUUUUGAAAUAAAGCUCUUAUCCUAAGCUCCAUUCACACCUGCGUGAUAAUGAACCAGCUAGUACUUACUGUACUCAGGAAGCAUGCAAAGUUCUGAAUCUUAGAACAGAAAGUGAAAGCAAAAAUAAAUUCCCCUUCAGUCAAAUCUGCAGCAGCAUGAUUUAAGAUUAAAUUCAUGUAUUGAAAAUAUUGUUCAGACCCCAUGUGACAUAACUGGAGCCAGUGCAGUGCCAUGAAGAACUACGAGAUUAGCCUGGAUAUUAACUUGUCUUCUAGAGAAUAGAUUUCAUGUUCCAUUCUUCUGCAAUGGUUAAUUCACACAGAAAACCAAUGUUUAACAUUCACAGAGGAUUUUACUGCUUAGCAGCCAUCUUGCCCCAAAUAUGCAUUUGUUCUCAGUUCUCAGUGCCAUCUAGUUAUCACUUCACUGAGGAUCCUGGGGCUUUCCCAGUAGCCACCAAUGGGGAACGAUUUCCUUGGCAGGAGCUAAGGCUCCCCAGUGUAGUCAUUCCCCUCCAUUAUGACCUCUUUGUCCACCCCAAUCUCACCUCUCUGGACUUUGUUGCAUCUGAGAAGAUCGAAGUCUUGGUCAGCAAUGCUACCCAGUUUAUCAUCUUGCACAGCAAAGAUCUUGAAAUCACGAAUGCCACCCUUCAGUCAGAGGAAGAUUCAAGAUACAUGAAACCAGGAAAAGAGCUGAAAGUUUUGAGUUACCCUGCUCAUGAACAAAUUGCACUGCUGGUUCCAGAGAAACUUACGCCUCACCUGAAAUACUAUGUGGCUAUUGACUUCCAAGCCAAGUUAGGUGAUGGCUUUGAAGGGUUUUAUAAAAGCACAUACAGAACUCUUGGUGGUGAAACAAGAAUUCUUGCAGUAACAGAUUUUGAGCCAACCCAGGCACGCAUGGCUUUCCCUUGCUUUGAUGAACCGUUGUUCAAAGCCAACUUUUCAAUCAAGAUACGAAGAGAGAGCAGGCAUAUUGCACUAUCCAACAUGCCAAAGGUUAAGACAAUUGAACUUGAAGGAGGUCUUUUGGAAGAUCACUUUGAAACUACUGUAAAAAUGAGUACAUACCUUGUAGCCUACAUAGUUUGUGAUUUCCACUCUGUGAGUGGCUUCACUUCAUCAGGGGUCAAGGUGUCCAUCUAUGCAUCCCCAGACAAACGGAAUCAAACACAUUAUGCUUUGCAGGCAUCACUGAAGCUACUUGAUUUUUACGAAAAGUACUUUGAUAUCUACUAUCCACUCUCCAAACUGGAUUUAAUUGCUAUUCCUGACUUUGCACCUGGAGCCAUGGAAAAUUGGGGCCUCAUUACAUAUAGGGAGACGUCACUGCUUUUUGACCCCAAGACCUCUUCUGCUUCCGAUAAACUGUGGGUCACCAGAGUCAUAGCCCAUGAACUGGCGCACCAGUGGUUUGGCAACCUGGUCACAAUGGAAUGGUGGAAUGAUAUUUGGCUUAAUGAGGGUUUUGCAAAAUACAUGGAACUUAUCGCUGUUAAUGCUACAUAUCCAGAGCUGCAAUUUGAUGACUAUUUUUUGAAUGUGUGUUUUGAAGUAAUUACAAAAGAUUCAUUGAAUUCAUCCCGCCCUAUCUCCAAACCAGCGGAAACCCCGACUCAAAUACAGGAAAUGUUUGAUGAAGUUUCCUAUAACAAGGGAGCUUGUAUUUUGAAUAUGCUCAAGGAUUUUCUGGGUGAGGAGAAAUUCCAGAAAGGAAUAAUUCAGUACUUAAAGAAGUUCAGCUAUAGAAAUGCUAAGAAUGAUGACUUGUGGAGCAGUCUGUCAAAUAGUUGUUUAGAAAGUGAUUUUACAUCUGGUGGAGUUUGUCAUUCGGAUCCCAAGAUGACAAGUAACAUGCUCGCCUUUCUGGGGGAAAAUGCAGAGGUCAAAGAGAUGAUGACUACAUGGACUCUCCAGAAAGGAAUCCCCCUGCUGGUGGUUAAACAAGACGGGUGUUCACUCCAACUGCAACAGGAGCGCUUCCUCCAGGGGGUUUUCCAGGAAGACCCUGAAUGGAGGGCCCUGCAGGAGAGGUACCUGUGGCAUAUCCCAUUGACCUACUCCACGAGUUCUUCUAAUGUGAUCCACAGACACAUUCUAAAAUCAAAGACAGAUACUCUGGAUCUACCUGAAAAGACCAGUUGGGUGAAAUUUAAUGUGGACUCAAAUGGUUACUACAUCAUUCACUAUGAGGGUCAUGGAUGGGACCAACUCAUUACACAGCUGAAUCAGAACCACACACUUCUCAGACCUAAGGACAGAGUAGGUCUGAUUCAUGAUGUGUUUCAGCUAGUUGGUGCAGGGAGACUGACCCUAGACAAAGCUCUUGACAUGACUUACUACCUCCAACAUGAAACAAGCAGCCCCGCACUUCUCGAAGGUCUGAGUUACUUGGAAUCGUUUUACCACAUGAUGGACAGAAGGAAUAUUUCAGAUAUCUCUGAAAACCUCAAGCGUUACCUUCUUCAGUAUUUUAAGCCAGUGAUUGACAGGCAAAGCUGGAGUGACAAGGGCUCAGUCUGGGACAGGAUGCUCCGCUCGGCUCUCUUGAAGCUGGCCUGUGACCUGAACCAUGCUCCUUGCAUCCAGAAAGCUGCUGAACUCUUCUCUCAGUGGAUGGAAUCCAGUGGAAAAUUAAAUAUACCAACAGAUGUUUUAAAGAUUGUGUAUUCUGUGGGUGCUCAGACAACAGCAGGAUGGAAUUACCUUUUAGAGCAAUAUGAACUGUCAAUGUCAAGUGCUGAACAAAACAAAAUUCUGUAUGCUUUGUCAACGAGCAAGCAUCAGGAAAAGUUACUGAAGUUAAUUGAACUAGGAAUGGAAGGAAAGGUUAUCAAGACACAGAACUUGGCAGCUCUCCUUCAUGCGAUUGCCAGACGUCCAAAGGGGCAGCAAUUAGCAUGGGAUUUUGUAAGAGAAAAUUGGACCCAUCUUCUGAAAAAAUUUGACUUGGGCUCAUAUGACAUAAGGAUGAUCAUCUCUGGCACAACAGCUCACUUUUCUUCCAAGGAUAAGUUGCAAGAGGUGAAACUAUUUUUUGAAUCUCUUGAGGCUCAAGGAUCACAUCUGGAUAUUUUUCAAACUGUUCUGGAAACGAUAACCAAAAAUAUAAAAUGGCUGGAGAAGAAUCUUCCGACUCUGAGGACUUGGCUACUGGUUAAUACUUAAAUGGUCAAUAGAAAAAGUAGGCUGGGCGCGGUGGCUCACGCCUGUAAUCCCAGCACUUUGGGAGGCUGAGAAGGGCGGAUCACGAGGUCAGGAGAUGGAGACCAUCCUGGCUAACACGGUGAGACCCCGUCUCCGCUAAAAAUACAAAAAAUUAGCCGGGCAUGGUGGCAGGCGCCUGUAGUCCCAGCUACUCGGCAGGCUGCAGCAGGAAAAUGGCAUAAACCCGGGAGGUGGAGCUUGCAGUGAGCCGAGAUUGCACCACUGCAUUCCAGCCUGGGUGACUGAGCGAGACUCUGUCUCAAAAAAAAAAAAAAAAAAAAAAAAAAAAAAAAAAAAAAAAAAAAAGAAAAAGAAAAGAAAAGAAAAGGUACAUCAGACAUGACUGCCUGCAUGAAGUCAAACAGGGUAACACCAGUGAAGCUCAAGUCAAGAGCUGUGGAUAUUUUGUCUAACCAACAAGAAGUCUCAAGAAAUCAGGCAGUGCAGCUGCCUGCUCUCAGCUAUCAUAUCCAGCCAAAAGAUGCAUGAUGAUGGAGUGGUGGGGGAAGGCCAGUUCAGUAUCCUAUUUAAAAGUAAACUUCCUGAAUAAUGGAUAUAUGUGGAGAUACAGACAUAGAUAUAUAGAUACAGCUGUCAUUAUUUAGCCUCGAGUGACUUUCUCCAUUGCUUCACGCUAUGCCACCGUUUUGCUUCUUUAAUUUUUUUAACCUUGCUUAGUAUUCUAUAGUUUGCCCAACCAGUUUUACGUCCAAGGAAAAUUAGCCAAUGCAUAAAAUAUACAAACUAUGAAAGGCAAGGAUCAGGAAACCAGAGACUUUGUCACCAAAUCUCAGAUUAUUAGAAACUAGGUGUCAGGGUUUAUCAAGAAGGCCAGGAAGGCCUUUUGGGUUAAGCCUUACAUUCAUGAAGAACCUCGAGGGUAGAUUUUUGAGAGCAUUCCAAAUGAAUGGUUUCUGGUCAAAUGAAUGAAUGGUCAACUGAAUAAAUCUGCCCUCACAGAGAUACAAGAGGAAAAGGAAUAUAAUUCAUACCAUUUGGUUUAAGCCUUACAUUCAUGAAGAACCUCAAGGGUAGAUUUUUGAGAUCAUUCCAAAUGAAGUUGAAUCUGCCCUCACAGAGAUACAAGAGAGAAAGGAAUAUAAUUCAUACACUAUUGCAUUUUUAAUAAAUCUUUUGAAAUUUGCAGAAUUAGAUUGUAUUGUGUAUUUUGGGUUAAAUGAUAAUUGAAUGUAAAUAUUUAGAUGCAGCACCAUAUUUUAUAACCCAGCUUUAGCAUUUCUUCAUAUUUUAAGGAAACCCCCCACCUCCUUCUUUUAAGGGCGCUUCUUGCUCUCUGAAAUGCCCUGCUAAAUGCUUCUCUUAAUUAUUUGAAUAAGGUAGUUUGGAAUAAAGAAAGAAAAGAUCACUCUACAUACAGAUAGUAAACUUAAUUUGUGAUCCUAUAUAUGAGACAGUAUAAAAAUACAGAUAAGUUUUAGAAAGACUCAAAACAAUAUGUAAAUGACUGAUGUUUGCAUUAUUAAGGAAAACUUGGGAUGUUGGGUCAAGAGGGGAAAGUGUUAGUCAAUCCACUUUGGAGCAAUAUCAUGAAGGUCAAUUAUAAUUCCAUAUACCUUUCUUUGAUGCCACAGUCAGAGAUAGAAUACAGUUUGGGUAGCCAUGGAUGUGCCCCAAUACAGUACACAUUUUUUGGUUAAAUUUGUUUUCAGAUCAUUUCAUGGAAUCUUUGAAGUAUCUUUGACUCUAACUUUGACUUGGUGGUGGACCUUCCUUGGUUUUUAUAACACCUAAGAGAUAUCCUUUAGAAUUACAUGUAUUUUAGCAUAAGGAAAUUGAAAAAGUAAAACAUACUGGUUUUUUUCAACAAGACCAUAUGUAAAUUAAAUAGUGAAAUGUGUAUGAGUUUCAGUAGAACUGUACCAUCAACAAUGUUUCCAUAAAUAUGCAGAGUUCUUUCUUUUGUAUUGUCAUUUACAAUAUUGUUAAAUUGAAUGCAUUUGCAAUUUCUAGGAUUCUAAAGAAUUGAGUACAGAAAGUAGCAAUUUUAUUAUUUGAUGAUAAUAUGAGAAUUACUGUGCCAAUACUGUUUUGAUAAAUAAAUAGAUUUUUAAAAAUAAA